UCUAGACUUCCCUUCGGCUCAACAACAUCCGCCUACGUCACUUCCGCUCACUGCCUGCCAAACAUGGCGCUGCUCUUAAGGACGUUGGCCCGUCAGGGUGUCUGUCUCUCCAAACCAGAGUACAGUGUCCUCUUCAGACAUGCUGCUCCAAUGGGGACCACAGCGAAGGAGGAGAUGAACAAGUUUUGGAACAAAAAUGCCAGACUAAACCGACCCAUGUCUCCCCACAUCACCAUCUACAAAUGGUCCGUCCCCAUGAUGAUGUCCAUCACACACAGAGGAACAGGAGUGGGGCUCAGUGGAGCUAUCUCAGCCUUCGCGGUGGCGGCGCUGGUAUUACCGGGGAACUACCCGUACUACCUGGACUUGAUAAACUCGCUGUCCUUCGGCCCCUUUCUCAUUGGCCUGGCCAAGUUCGGCCUGGCCUUCCCCGUGUCGUACCACACCUACAACGGCGUCCGCCACUUGUACUGGGAUAUCGGAAAAGGCUUCAGAAUUCCAGAGGUCUACCGCACCGGCUACACGGUUAUCGGUCUGUCCGUCAUCACCUCCAUAGCCCUCGCUUUGCUCUGAGCGCCGGAUCAGAAGCGACGGGCAGGAAGGAAAAAAAAAAGAGCGGAGGGGAGUUGAAGGGAACGAGGGCCGGAUGCACCCUUGGAGCUUUGUGUAUAUGUUCUGUUCUGGCCGACUGCAGGCCCUGUGUUCAUCAAACCAUUAAAUAAAUUAUAUUACGGUGUACACAGAAA
Messenger RNA from Mugil cephalus (flathead mullet), 746 nucleotides. It is a transcript of the gene sdhc, whose product is annotated as succinate dehydrogenase complex, subunit C, integral membrane protein. The record is from RefSeq and is a predicted model, not a curated record. Gene Ontology annotation, cellular component: membrane. Gene Ontology annotation, molecular function: electron transfer activity; succinate dehydrogenase activity. Lineage: Eukaryota; Metazoa; Chordata; Actinopteri; Mugiliformes; Mugilidae. The transcript is spliced from 6 exons. Bases 64 to 573 code for a protein of 169 amino acids. Gene Ontology annotation, biological process: mitochondrial electron transport, succinate to ubiquinone; tricarboxylic acid cycle.